Mauremys reevesii (Reeves's turtle) is the source of this 2467-nucleotide messenger RNA. RefSeq names its product galactosamine (N-acetyl)-6-sulfatase (gene GALNS). The transcript has 11 exons. The record is from RefSeq and is a predicted model, not a curated record. Gene Ontology annotation, molecular function: N-acetylgalactosamine-6-sulfatase activity; arylsulfatase activity. Lineage: Eukaryota; Metazoa; Chordata; Testudines; Geoemydidae. The coding region runs from base 846 to 1862 and encodes 338 amino acids.
GCGGUUUAGUAGUGUGGAGAGACUGGGAGAACCAGAGUUUGAAAAAACUCUUUUGAAGCUCAAACAUCUGUCUUUUCAAAUCUGGGCAGGAUUUUUCCACCUGCUGUGAUUAAUUUCUCAGUAGAGUGCUAUUGUUUUAUAGAUAGAUAUAGCAAAAAAAAGGCCCCAAACCCUCAACCCUUUGUGCUUUCUUGGCACCACAUUGUACUUACUUUAAUCAGAAAUUGCAGAGAUGUUUUGUUGGAGCAUUUCCCUUACCCUCUACAAUUUUUUUGUCUUUGGCCCCUGCUGUAUAUCAUUGAUUCUCUGCAGAUAAGUCUGACUUGUAAACUCUGGAGGCAUAUUUUUUUUUUUAGGCAGCAGAAUGUUAGGAUAGAAAUUAAGAUACAGUCACAUGAAGGAAACAUGCUGAUAUUAGACAGAGCUACAGAGAAGAGUGAUGACUUAAUCUAGCAGAGCAAAGGGUAAAUAAAUAGACAGUGAAAGAGUAUUGACCAAAGAUCUGAGUGAACUACAUCCCAAGAAUUUUAAGAGGACUAAGGGCUUGAUCCUGUUCUCAUUGAAGUCACUGACAAAACUCCAUUGACUCUUAUGGAUGCAGGCCCAGAUCUUAGCAAAGGAAACAUCAGAACUUGUGAACCUAAUCUUCAAUAAAUCAUGGCAGGCAGGAGAGGUACCUGGCAACUAAAUGCAACUGUGGUUCCUGUGCAAGGCAUCUGGGUCACAGACCCCAAUUCCACCCCUUGAAGCAUGGAUUUGAUGAAUGGUUUGGAUCCCCUAAUUGCCAUUUCGGACCUUACGAUAACAAAGCCACCCCAAACAUCCCUGUUUAUAGGGACAGGGAAAUGAUUGGCAGAUAUUAUGAAGAUUUCAAAAUUAAUCUGAAGACAGGGGAAGCAAACUUAACUCAGAUCUACUUACAGGAAGCUCUCGACUUUAUUAGCCGGCAGCAAGCCAGUCAUCAGCCGUUCUUUCUCUAUUGGGCUAUUGAUGCCACUCAUGCUCCUGUUUAUGCCUCCAAACAGUUCUUGGGCACUAGCCAGAGAGGGUUGUAUGGUGAUGCUGUGCGAGAAAUUGAUGACAGCAUUGGGAAAAUCCUAAAGUCCCUUCAAAACCUGGGCAUCAGUGAGAACACUUUUGUGUUUUUCACAUCUGAUAAUGGAGCUGCUCUUAUUUCAGCACCUAAACAAGGAGGUAGCAAUGGUCGCUUUCUGUGUGGUAAACAAACCACUUUUGAAGGUGGGAUGAGGGAGCCAGCUAUUGCUUGGUGGCCAGGCCACAUACCUGCAGGACACGUGAGUCAUCAACUGGGUAACGUGAUGGAUCUCUUCACCACCAGCCUCUCCCUAGCGGGAUUGCAGCCUCCCAGUGACAGACAGAUUGACGGUAUUGACCUUUCUCCUGCCAUCCUGCAGGGCAAGCUAAUUGACAGGCCGAUAUUCUAUUACCGUGGCAACGAGAUGAUGGCAGUGAGACUUGGGCUUUACAAGGCUCACUACUGGACCUGGAGCAACUCCUGGGAGCAGUUCAGUCAGGGUAUUGAUUUCUGUCCUGGGCAGAACAUUUCUGGAGUAACAACCCAUACUCAGGAGGAACACACCAAACUGCCUCUGCUCUUCCACUUGGGAAGGGAUCCUGGGGAAAAGUAUCUGAUAAGUUUUUCCAGCUAUGAGUACCAGGAAGUUAUGGAACAAAUAUCCCCCAAAGUCCAGCUGCACAAGGAGACCAUGGUGCCAGGGGAGCCACAGCUGAACGUGUGUGACAAGGCCGUCAUGAAUUGGGCUCCUCCAGGCUGCGAGAAGCUAGGAAAGUGUCUGGAACCUCCCAAGUCCAAUCCAAAGAAAUGCUUUUGGCCGCACUAAUAUUCCAGCACGCAGGGUCUGCUCGAAAGCCGUAAGCAGCUGAGAUCAUGGUUCACAAUGCACAUGGACACUUGUGUUUACGUCAUGGAAGGGAGUGAUGUAAGAUAUCAUCACCUACUCUUCAGAAGGGACCCAUGGUUACAGUAUUACUUCUCAGGGUUUUAGCAAUUAGUUUUCAUUUAAUUCAGUGUCUCUCUUAAUGGGUCAAAUGAGAUGUUGCUGCAAUACAUGGUAAAUUUUCAGUAAUUAAUAUAAUUUUUAAAUGAUAUGACUAGAGAAGAUUUUCAGCCAAUCACAACUUUCACAUUCCCUCAGGAAUGACUUGGCUGUCCAGUCAACUUCCGCUUUUCCCACUCAGGCUGUUCCCUUGGAUAACUCUUCAUUAAAGUGGCUGAAAGUGGCCUCAAGGGAAGGUCCCAGAAGAAGGUUGCCCAGAACUUUCAUACCCUCCAGAUAGAAUAUGCCAGAUUUGCUUUGCUUUACUUUCUGGUCACAUAGGAAUAAAGUUUGUAGCUAGCUGCAGUCAUUUUCAGUAACUAUUUUAAAAUUAGCAAAGAAUCCUGUGGCACCUUAUAGACUAACAGACGUUUUGCAGCAUGAGCUUU